CGCCUCCCUCGGCCCCUCCUCCCGGACGUUCCGGCGGGCCGGGGCUCCCGUCUUUCCCCUUCGCUGCCCUCUCGCCCCCGGUCGCGGAGCGGAGCCCAGGCCGGCCUCGCCGCUGCCUUCCCCACACACCGGACAGCCCAAAGGUGCCCCCCAAAAAAGCUUCCCCGCCCCGGGAGCAGAGGAGGCAUCUCGGCAGCGGCUUCUCCGGCUACCAGCGGUUCGGGAAGCUCGCCGCGAAAUCCGGUUCCUGGCCGAGGAGGGUCCGGUACGUCUGUGGUAAGGGGCACCCUAAGGGCUGGCGAAGACCCCAGCCGAGGGACCAUGUCUCCCCUCAGCAGCCAGUGGCCGGUUUGCUUGCUGAUGAUCACCUGCGUGAUGUCCGGACCAUCCCUGAGUCAAGAGUGCUCCGCGGAGAAAAGGGAAAAUGUCAUCGUCGAUAUAAACUUGGCCCUGGCCAAAGGCGUCGGGGGCACAGAGCCGGUGCAUGCAGCAACCCCGGAGGCUUGCGUUCAGCACUGCUGCUCGGGGGAAAAGCUCUCAGGAGGCAAGAUGUGUAACUUGGUGAUUUUCAAUGCUCAAAGAACAAGUGUGUAUCCAAGCUGCUACCUGUUUUUCUGUCCUAGCACAGAGGCUUGUCCAAUGAAACCUGCAACAGGAUAUGUGAGCUACAAGCUAAUUAGAGAAACCCGUGCCCCGGAGAAUACAUCCUUUGAAAGUGAGGACUCUUUUUCAAAUGAGUAUUCUUUGCCUUCAGAUACUGGAGCCUUUAUUUCUCACAGUCAAACUAGCCCUCAGAAACCUACUGCUGCUGUGCAACAAUCUGUCUCUCAGCCAUCUGAACUCCCGAAUUCCAUGGCCAAGCAUUUGGACAACAGUGAAUUUCAUACAGCUUUUCCCGAAUCUCAACAGGCGAAACAUCCUGAGAGCUUAGAUCCCACCCCCAGGCAGAAAGUAAUGAACCUGCCUUCAAAUGCAUCUUCUGCUGUUCACAUUGGAAACCUCUCUGCUUCGUUCCCAACCACUCAGUCUCCUGUUCCAGAACCCAGCAGUACUAUUCUUACUCCUCUGCCUACAAGUACCUCCCAACUGGAAUUGCAGACAACCUCACUGCCUACCACCUUAGGUGGUGCUAAACCUACUGCUGUCACCACCACCUUGCUGCCUGCUGCAGGUAGGGGUAAACCUGCUACCCCUGACACCACCAUCGCUGUUACUCCUCUUCCUCUUUCCAGUCCCACAGCUUCUGCUUCAACAACUAAGCAGGUGACCACAAGUUCCAGAUCUGCUACCACCCUGCCAGGGCUAAGAACUCCAGCCAUUCCUCUUGAGACAACAAUUGUCUCUUCCAACAGUUCCAGCCAGGUUACCCUCCUCUCUUCCUCAGGUUUCACCCUGUCUUCUAGUGGUUCUCCCAUAGCUUCCCAAAACAACCCUGAGGGUUAUGACCUACCUGAUUCAGAAAGCUAUCUGCCAGAGGGUGUUCUGAGAGAGAAAGGUGUCAUUCAGCUGGAAGAAAAAAGCAGCCUUAUAGCAGCUUUGCUUUUUGGAGUGAUAUUCUUUUUACUAGUUAUUGCACUGACAGGGAAGAAAAUACGUGAAUCUCUUCAGAAGAGACAUUAUACCAGGCUGGAUUACUUGAUUAAUGGAAUAUAUGCUGAUGUAUGAUGGAGAGGGGGGAUACAAUUGUGAGGAGCAUCUCUCAUCCUUGAGAGGACAACUCUGAAAUGGAACAGUAGAUAUUGAAAUGUCAGAUGAGGAUGAAUUCUUUUUUCAGCCGCUAAUGGAAAAGUGGCAAAUGGCUUUGGUGGGGUAAAGAGCUGCUUUUUCUACCCUGAACACUAAUGUCUGUAAUUUUUGAUUUAUUACUAAAUCUGGAAAAUAAACACAAAAAUCCAAGUUAAGCUAAGAAGGUCUUCUGUUUAAGAAGAAAAAGCAUUUGAAGAGCUUAAGCUGUACUGUGACAAGGUUAGUGGAAUAAAAGCACAUCUAAUAAAGUGA
Messenger RNA from Calypte anna (Anna's hummingbird), 1998 nucleotides. It is a transcript of the gene MANSC1, whose product is annotated as MANSC domain containing 1. The coding region runs from base 322 to 1665 and encodes 447 amino acids. Lineage: Eukaryota; Metazoa; Chordata; Aves; Apodiformes; Trochilidae. The transcript has 3 exons. The record is from RefSeq and is a predicted model, not a curated record.